ACCAUCUACUCAAAAAUAAAAUUCUGGACAUGUCGGUGCUCAACGCAAGGUGCACUGCAGCCCUCCGCAGGUCGUUUUCAUGUCGUCGCCACAUCACCACACAGCAGCUUCAUCCCUGUCUCCGCGACUUUGCUUCAGCCUUGGCUGUUAAGCAGCCGUGCUUCUCUCUGGCUUCCAAGGACGUUCAUAUACUCCAUGAGCCAGCUCAUUUUUACUCUAGAUUGCUGGGAAUAAUACGUCGGGCACGUAGGAGAAUAUUUCUGUCUUCCUUGUACAUAGGAUCAGAGGAACGCGAACUACUUGAUGCCUUAGACUCUGCACUGCGAGAAAACCCUGGCCUCCACGUGUACUUGCUUCUAGACUACAACCGUUCCACCCGUCCCGGCGCUUCCUCACCCGUUCUUGCACUUCUCCCGCUUUUGCGCAGUCAUCAGAAACGCGUGCACGUGUCUUUGUUUCGCAGUCCAAUGCUUUCCCGAUUGGCAACAAGUGUAGUACCUCCACGUUUCAAAGAAGGCUGGGGCACUUGGCAUGCAAAGCUUUACGGCUCUGACGACGAAGUCAUUGUCAGUGGCGCUAAUUUGAACAGGUCGUAUUUCACGAACAGGAAGGACCGGUACCUGCAUUUUAAUUCUCAACCUAUUCUCGCCGAUUAUUGCUUCUCUUUCUUGCGCCUAAUAUCUGGGUUUUCAUAUCAGUUAGCACUUCCGGAUCCGGCAUCCACUGAGCCGGUAAUAAUAUGGCCUGAUCCUUGCACUAAUCCUUGGAAAAUUCAACCGCUCGUGGAACAUUCGCUUUCGAAGUUCCAGUCAAGUCACUUAACGUCGGCCACAUGCCGUCAUAAAAGUGGCGAUGUGCUCUUAUUUCCCAUGAUCCAAGGGGGCCAAUUCAAUAUUCGAGAGGAAGAACGUACGGUGUCUCUGCUUUUCCAACAUCUAGCGCCAUAUAUAUCCUCUUCCGUUGUACCUACGCCCUUAAUGAAUCUAACGAGCGGCUAUUUCGGUCUGUACCGGCCCUAUCAGGAACAAAUUUUGAAAUCCUCCGUCGGUUGCAACAUCUUGGUCGCCAGUCCGCAGGCAAAUGGUUUCUACGGAUCCCAUGGAUUAUCUGGCCUGAUACCUGAAGGAUACACUCUACUGGAACAACGGUUCAUGCGAGCAGUUCGUGCUGCCGGGCGAGAUGCCGGUCCCGAAGGUGACUCUUCCAGCGCCGUUCGGCUUUCUGAGUGGGUAAGAGAAGGCUGGACUUACCAUGCGAAGGGCAUAUGGUUCUCUCCCUCGCAAAGUUCACCUCCAGUCCUCACCCUCUUCGGUUCGACGAACUUGAAUUCCCGUUCCGCAAAUUUGGACACCGAACUAUCCUUUGUCAUGCUGACAUCCUCAGAGGCCCUUCGGAAGAGUCUUCAAGCAGAAGUUAAUGGAUUAUGGCAAUGCGCCGUACCGUGGCGAGGCGCGGAAAGACAUGUACGCUGGAGGACGAGGACUAUCGUGGGUAUGGUUGGAGGUAUGCUUUAGCUCGCAAUUCUGCCGGUGUACCGCAAUCCCACCUCUUCACAAAUUAUCAUACUGCACGAUUUGCUGCGUGACUCGGUAACCAGC
Pisolithus orientalis is the source of this 1598-nucleotide messenger RNA. RefSeq lists its product as uncharacterized. The record is from RefSeq and is a predicted model, not a curated record. Gene Ontology annotation, molecular function: CDP-diacylglycerol-glycerol-3-phosphate 3-phosphatidyltransferase activity. NCBI's taxonomy places the organism in Eukaryota, Fungi, Basidiomycota, Agaricomycetes, Boletales, Pisolithaceae. Bases 30 to 1514 code for a protein of 494 amino acids. Gene Ontology annotation, cellular component: mitochondrion. Gene Ontology annotation, biological process: cardiolipin biosynthetic process. The transcript has 6 exons.